GGUCAAAGCAGGGCAAAUCCAUGGACAUCAUGGGCUUCUCGCCCACAUCUUUGCUUCUUGGGGAUGUCAGGGGUAUCAUAUGCCAUGUGAGCUAUUCUCAUAGAGAUCGGUUGGAGCUUCGGGUCCGGUAGAGCAGGUGGCCUCGUCGUUGAAUCAGAUCCAGCAUAUAAAUGGCUCGAGGGGUGGCUGGCAAGUCGGCUCAAUCCCAUCAGCUGGCGGAAGUCGACAAGUGCGUCAAGAAGACAUCGAUACAUCCCGAAACAAAGGCUGGAAUUUUCAGUCCCAUUCGCUCCGCCUGGCUCUUUUCUCGCUGGGAUGCCUGUCAUCGCAUUCGCUCGCGCAGUGGCUGCGGCCCUCGGAAGCCGAUGGUGGCAGAAGGGUAUGCUAGCCGGACUCAUCUACCUGUCUGCCACCCGUGACAGCAUGGAGAAGAACAACCUUCACGACUCCUACACGGCCGUUGACUAUCCACAAGCCAACUGCAGCAGUGCGGCGCGAUUCGCCCGCUCACUGGAUGGAACCUGUAAUGAUCUACAGAAACCAGCAAUGGGAUCUGUGGGUUAUAGAUUCGGGCGCAACGUUCGGCUCGAGAAUGUCCCGCAAGGCAAUGUGGGAUUAUUCGAACCCAACCCGAGGCAGAUUGGACAGAAACUUUUGCUACGAGAUACAUUCAAGCCGGCUACUUCAAUUAACCUGUUCGUCCUGGCAUGGAUCCAGUUUCAAGUCCAUGACUGGAUGGAUCACGAACGAGCAUGGGGUUCUCCGGUGAAUGUACCCCUCCCUGAAGGUGACCCGCUCGAAGGCACCGGACAGAGGAUUUAUCUUCCUCGAUCCGUAGCCGAUCCUGACAUGAAGACUCCGGGUCGACCGAAAGCUUUCAAGAACCAGGUGACUCACUGGUGGGAUAUGAGCCAGAUCUAUGGGACUACCGCGGAGAUCAACCGCCGAAUACGGGGAACCGACGGAAAACUGAAGGUUGACGCCGACGGUCUACUGCCAUUGGAUUCUGAUGGGAUGGAAGUAACCGGCUUCAAGGACAACUGGUGGAGUGGGCUUGCUUUGUUGCACACGAUCUGGACGCGGGAGCACAACAGUAUUUGCGACAUGUUCAAAGCCAAACAUCCCGAGUGGACGGACCAGAAACUCUUCGAUAUGGCACGUUUGGUCACUACCGCGAUCAAUGCCAAGAUACACACUGUGGAAUGGACGCCCGGAAUCCUUCAAAACGAGAUCCUGAGGACUGCGAUGCAAACCAACUGGGACGGCAUCCUACCGGAUCUGUUGGAUAAUUGGCCUGGCGGGCCUAUUCUGACCGGUAUCGUUGGCGGGAAGAAGGACCUGAAAGGAGUGCCUUUCUCACUGACGGAAGAGUUCACCGCCGUGUACCGUCUACAUUCUUUGCUACCGGAUACCAUUGAGAUUUGGGAUGCGCAAUCCAAGAAGUUGUCUGGUCGUGUGUACGAGUUGCCGUCCAUCACUUUCAAAGGAAGCCGCCGAAUGAUCGCCGAAAAUAAGCUGGCCGAUGUUGUUUACACGUUUGGGACAGCCAAUCCCGGUGCUCUUACGCUCAAUAACUACCCGGCGUGGUUGAUGAAUCUUACCAAGCCAAAUGAACCCCAUGUCGUCGAUAUGGCGACCACCGAAAUCUACCGCGAUCGCGAGCGUGGAAUACCCCGGUACUUGCAAUUCCGUCGCGAGAUCGGGCUCAAACCAGACUUCAAGACCUUCGCGGACAUUAACCCGGACAAGAAGGUCCAAGCCCUCCUGCAGUCCGUUUACCGAGUUCCCGAAGACGUGGACCUUCUUGUCGGCACACUGGCAGAGGAACCGAGACCAGACGGUUACGGGUUCGGUGACACCGCAUUUCACAUCUUUAUCCUCAUGGCUUCCCGCCGAUUGUUCACGGAUCGUUUCUUGACUGACGACUACAAGCCCGAGAUAUACACCGCAGAGGGGAUCAAGUACAUCGAGACACAGGGCAACUUCAAGGGGCUGAUCUCACGGCACUUCCCAGAGCUGGCCUCUGCUGUGAACUCCGUUGACAACCCUUUCAAGCCGUGGAAGCUUUAGCGUAGCACAUUCUUGGACGGAGACUUCCGCAGAGUAGUAUAGCAGAUUUCUUGACCUUUUGACCGAUUCGCGGGUCGCAUAGGCAUUGUGAAACUGAUUACCUAGCACUUUGUCCAUCAAAUUGUCUUUCCCUUUCUGAGAUGUCUUCCCACGUGCAUAGUGGGAAUAUAAUGGAUCGUCUCAAUAAUGCAUCAAAAGCACAAAUCCUGAUGGGAGUCGUCUCUUUUCUU
Fimicolochytrium jonesii is the source of this 2300-nucleotide messenger RNA. RefSeq names its product heme peroxidase. NCBI's taxonomy places the organism in Eukaryota, Fungi, Chytridiomycota, Chytridiomycetes, Spizellomycetales, Powellomycetaceae. Gene Ontology annotation, molecular function: heme binding; peroxidase activity; oxidoreductase activity, acting on single donors with incorporation of molecular oxygen, incorporation of two atoms of oxygen. Bases 316 to 2070 code for a protein of 584 amino acids. Gene Ontology annotation, biological process: response to oxidative stress. The record is from RefSeq and is a predicted model, not a curated record. The transcript has 7 exons.